AUGGCUCAACAAAAAUUUAUUCUCGACUGGCUAGCAAUAUGCGGUACCAAGCAGCAAUUCGCAGAUGCAGCGUGCAUCUUGAGCUUGCUUGGAAAGUCACAGCUUCCAGCUGACCGAAACUCAAGUGAAUAUGGCAAGGAAACACCAAUAGCUCAUUCAGACCAUAAUAGCGAGGAUGAUUCGAGUACGACAGAUUCGGACCUCAUGGACGAAAGCCAAGACCAUCGAGAAGAAGCGACUAGUCGUGGCGGGAAGGUAACAGAACACACUUCCAAUUUACUGCGAAACGAAUUCUUGACGCGGUUGGCCGAAACGCUUGCACGAUACAAAGGAGGCUUACAAUCCAAAGAAACCUCACAAUCCGGGCCAAAGCAUGUAUCUGAAGCAUAUAUGGAAGAACAACCACAAGACGAACCUAAAGCAGUUGAAAUAUUUGUGACUAAAAAUGAAGGCAUCAACGAGGAGGAUACUAAAUAUCUCUAUGACUUGAAACUACAGUUGGAAGCUCUCUCGAGAAAUAACACAGAUGCCGAGGAAAUGGAAGACCUUCUCCUUGAUCGGAGUUUGAGAUAUAUACGGCCUCGUCUCGAAAAAUACGUAGCUUUGCUUAUAGGCAGUUUCGAAACAAAAGUUCCAGCCGGAACCCCGGCUAAACAUGGCCGUCAGGACAUUUUUCAGAGUUUGUCGGAACAACAAUCUGACCCAAACGCCAUAUGGGAAUAUGAACCUUGGAACGACUACAAACCACAACCAGCAAAAGUUAUCCAUGCUGGCAAUUCAUCUAAGCCAAACAGUGCGCAUGCGGAGAGCGGGAAAACCUGCACCGAUAUACAGAAAGAUUCAAACACACUAUUCGAGCAGGUGCUUUAG
This is a messenger RNA of Aplosporella prunicola CBS 121167, 870 nucleotides long. RefSeq lists its product as uncharacterized. The transcript has 2 exons. NCBI's taxonomy places the organism in Eukaryota, Fungi, Ascomycota, Dothideomycetes, Botryosphaeriales, Aplosporellaceae. The record is from RefSeq and is a predicted model, not a curated record. Bases 1 to 870 code for a protein of 289 amino acids.